Molecule: messenger RNA, 237 nt
Organism: Trichoderma aggressivum f. europaeum
Lineage: Eukaryota; Fungi; Ascomycota; Sordariomycetes; Hypocreales; Hypocreaceae
Exons: 2
Coding region: 1-237 (78 amino acids)
Source: RefSeq, a predicted model, not a curated record
AUGAAGAAAGCUGCGCCCGCGACAAACGCUGCUCGAGACGCCGCAUCUCACGAUCAUAUGCUCCAAGGAGGCCAUGCCAUCAUGAAGGACGACCCGGAGGAUUUCACCACUUCCAAGGCUUCCGAGAACAUGUCGAAGCAGUCUGGCCUUGGGGGGUCCAAGCCGAGCAACAUGCAAGGCAGCGCCGGCACUGGCGACAGCAUGAGGCAGCGAGACACGCAAAGCCAUGAUGAGUGA